Messenger RNA from Daktulosphaira vitifoliae (grape phylloxera), 3216 nucleotides. RefSeq lists its product as uncharacterized. Lineage: Eukaryota; Metazoa; Arthropoda; Insecta; Hemiptera; Phylloxeridae. The record is from RefSeq and is a predicted model, not a curated record. Bases 272 to 2641 code for a protein of 789 amino acids. The transcript is spliced from 7 exons.
CGUUGCUUAGGGUGCACGCCAUUUGUUAUCUUUUAUCAGUAUGUUGAUGUUGUGCUGUAUUAAAUUGACCAUAGUGUAUUGUUUCAAUUAACCUCAUUACAAUUAAAAUGUUAUUUUUGCAACUCUAAUUCAUAAAUUUUACAUGAGAAAUAUUAUGUAUUUUUAUUUAUUGUUAAAUUAAAAAUGUAUGUGCUUAAAUCGUGUAUAUGGAUUUUUUUAAAGAAAAUACUAUAAACAUUCUGGUUGAAAAAAAUUGGUUAAAAUUCAUAUUAUGAAUAAAGUCUUUGAUAACAAUAACAACUCUGACAGUGAUGACGGAGAUUUUCAUUCUUCGUCAAUUGCCAUCAAUUACAAAACUAGAAAGCGCCUAUCAACAACUGCAGUUUAUACUAUAACCAAUAAUGAAGCUGGCCAUGAAGGUGGUACUUGUACAUGUUGUCGUCAUGAUAUAGUACAACGACUGCCUCAUUUUGUUAAUAAUGAAGUUAAGCAGCAAAAACCAAGACCACACACAUGGACUUUUGGCUCAUCAAAAAAUCGAACAUUUUCUAGCAGUUAUGAACGUGCCAUAUCAUCCCUUUUGUGGCAACCAUACGAAUGCCAAUCAUCAACAAAUUUUUUCAACGAUGAUGGUGAUGUAACUAUUUGGCUUAAUAGUUCUAGACGAAAUGGACCUUUAUCUAGAAGAUCUUCGCUUAGUUUGUCUACCGUUCAAAGGUCGGAAGACUUGUGUUCGUCAUCAGUGUGCUAUCUGUUGGAAGGCAUUGAAGAUGGUACGAUAUCUUGCUGGUGUUCCAUGGAUGACCCAGAUUCUAUUUUAUCGGUUGACUCAACUGGUUGUGGAUUACCACCGCUUGGAUCGCUAUUGCCGCGCCUUCAUCGCCGAAAACAGGACUCGAUUGCUGCUGCGCACUCGCAGUCGAUCCAAACACUGUUGUUGAGUGAUCGCCGUUCGUCGUUAGUUUCAGUGCCGUCACGUACUGCUAUCGGUCCUGGUAGCGUUGGUGUUGGUGUGAGUGUUUGUGAUAGUGAUCGUUGGUGUUGCGAUAACGUCGAAAACGAAGACUAUUACGAGAACGUGAACCGCAAAAAUGUCGGUCGAGUACGUAUCGUGAUGAAUAAUUCGAGCGAUAGCAACACAAUGCACGGCGGAGUUUCUACGUUAGAUACAACACCGAAUCAUUCGUUGGUGUCCGACAUUAAACCGUCAACUCAUGCAGCUGAACGAACGUACGCUUCAACUGAGGCACAGACGGACGAGACGGCCUGUUCAUCUGUCUACAGAGAACAGCGACGUCGUGAGCGACGGGAACGUCGUCAACAACAGCGGCGCGUCCAUCUGCCUGUGCCAGCACAGUCUUUCACACAUGGUACUAUGAUUGUACCAGUCGAUCAUUCAGACAGGCUGCCGGACCUACUGCUCAACUCGCAUCUGCCUCCGCCACUUUACACUACCGUCGGUGGUGGAUGUGAAAUUACCGCCCGAACUAACCUUCAGGCUGCUUUAUUACCCACUUUUCAGCAUCCCAAUCAUCUCCCCAAUGUCGCUGCUGUGCCUACUAUUUCUAAUUCGACCGGUGGUUUUCGGUUACCUUUUGGAUUCAUUCCUUCAAGAAGAAGAAGGUCUUUACACUAUUGUAGCGAAGAAGACACACCUAAGACAUGUUGUGGCCUAUUGACAUUACCCGAUGCUACUAGUACUGUUUCAAUUAGAUGGUUCAUUGGUAUAGUCUUUGUUGCUGGAAUUUGCUCUGCAUUAGUUGGGACUGUACUAGGUGCAACUAGAGCAUCAGGCAAAGAACAUCUGACCGUUGCUCUACUUAUGAUUGGUGUUGGAGUUAUUUUGGUUGCCAUUAGUGGUAUAGCCUGGCGCUUGACAGCAGGGCAAGAAGCAUCAUCAUGUAGCGCUGUCUUUGGAUUGGGUCGAACAUUAGAUGAUACUGUUGAAGCCAACAGGAGAUUUGUUCCAAGGCUACCUCCUUCCUAUGGCCGACCUCAUCAUCCUUAUGCUGCUAUGAUGUAUCCAGAAUUCGAGUAUAGAGCGCCACCGCCAUCAUAUCAAGCGUCCAUGCAAGAAUAUAGGUUAAGACUCUUGUUGUUAGAUAGGCAAACUAGUAGGCCUCCAGUAACAGCUUCCCCUCCGCCAACUUACAGAUCACAACCUAAUACAUUAAUAAGAGGUCAAAAUCCCUGUUGUCGCAACCCAACAGAUUUAUACUUGUAUCAACCUUCAGCACUUUUAACCUCAGCUGAUUUUAGUGGUCCACCAAGUUAUAGAUCCCGUACAAGUACCAUGCGUCCCGGCUGCCAUCUCAUGGAUCCAGUAGGCUCAACAAUAGGCAGUCAUAAUCAUAGCCGAAAUUCAUCACAAUUAAGUGCCAUGUCAGAAGCAGUUGGUGGAGGUGGAUGUGUUAGUUUAGACACAGUUGACAAAUUCCAUAUGGUCGAAGACAUUGUGGUAGUAGAUGAAAAACAUGACUUAAGCAGUCCCCUAACUAUUGUUCAAACUACAACUUCUCAGAUCGAUCAAUUAUCCUCAAACAACGGGCCGGUUAUUGUAACUGUCUCUGGUGCUACCAAUGAUACAGCUGCUAAUGGGAGACAUAGAGAAAAUGAAAUGGAAAUCCUAGCCCAUUUAUAAGUUAUAUUAAAAAUAUGUCCAAUUUUUUUACAAAAUAUCAAAGCGAAAAAUAUUAUUUGCGACUGUGAAUUAAAACAUAUAUUUUUAAAUAAUGAUCUUAUUUUUAAUUUAUUUAGAUUUUAAAAAUAUAAUAUAAUUUUUACUUUUAAAUAUUAUUUAUUUUAUAAAUACUAAAAUAUUUAUGAAAAUAUUAUAAACAUGUGCAAAUUUUUUAAUUUUGAAAUCUUAUAUUAUUUUAAAACUCUUUACAAUCUCUAUUCAUUUCAACAUUGAUGUAUUCCCCUAUUUAUAAAUAACUAUUGUAUAAAUUUAAUAUUUUAGUAUCUCAUUUUAUUCUCCAGUUGAAUAUAGCCUACUAGUGUUAUUGUACUUUACAGUUACCUCGUUUAUUAUAGAAACUAAAUAAAGAACUGAUCUUAUUAAUAUUAUUGCUUAAUAAUUUUAAAAUAAUAAAGUGUAAAAAUAGCACAACUCCAAAGUUGUAAAUAAUGUUAUAAAUUUAAAUGUUAAGAAUAAAUAUUGAAUUUUACAACAGAAAAUUCAAAGAACAAUUGUUGAAUUGCCAUAUGGUAAAA